AUGUCAAAACACUCUGAAAAGAAAACUAAGGCAGUCGAAUACAGAUAUGAUCAUCCUCAAUCAUACUAUCAAACAUAUGUUCCUACUCCUUAUGUAGCUUCUACAUAUGAAUAACCAAUAGUUGUAGUACCUAACAUUCAAGCAGCAACAUAAAUCAUAACAACAGAACCAACAGUAAUAAGAGAGAGAAGAGUAGUGAAAGGAGAAUCAUAAUUUAUAAAAGAAGAUCAUAUGAUAUAAGAAUAGAAUUGCUGUAUAUCUAGCACACCUUAUGUUUCAUGUUGUGACAAGGAAUAAAAAGUUGUUACUCGAUAAGUAGUAUUGAAAGAGAAGCAACCUAUUUUGUAAAAUAGAAAUGAGAAUUACGAGAAGAAAUUGGAUGAAAUAGAGAAAUUGCACAUACAAGAAAUUAAGGAAAUGGAAUUAAAGAUGUAAUAAUAAUUAGAUUAAAUGCACAAUUAAAAACUCUAGGAUGAAUAACAACGAUAAAUAUCAGAUUUAAAGCAAUCCCUCUUUGAUAUUAAAAAUCAAUUAAGUUCAAGAGUUCAAUAGAGCCAACCAUAAUAACAAUAACCUCAAAUUAUCAAUACCUAUUAAAUGGAGAGAUUGUAAAGCCAAUUGGAUAAGAAAAAGAAAAAAAUUAAGGAGUUGAAACAAAUAAUAAAUAAUAUACAAAUAGAGCUUUAGUAAAAGAGUAGUUUAGUCCAAGAUUUAGAUCUGAGAUUAAGACAACCACUUCCUUAAUCUGUAGUUCAUGUUCCAAUGCCAUAAGAGAAUUAUGAGCUAAUCAAUUAAAUGAGAUACUUAGAAUAAGAACGCAGUGUCUUAUUACGAGAAGUAGAUUCUCUCAAAUUCACUAAUUCAGAAUUAUCGUCAUUGUCAUUUAAGGAUGAUCCUGAGAAAAUUAGAUUAAAAUAGGAUUACUCUAGAAUGAUCAAUGAUUUUAGGUUUAUAGAAUAGGAGAAUAUUAAGAUGGCCACAAUCAUAGGUCAAAAGGAUGAUUUGAUUAAAUCUUUGGAGUAACGAAUCAGCAUAGAAUUAUCAAGAUAAUCAAUAUUGCUCCAAUAGCAAUCUCCUUAAAGAGUAAUUCUUGAAUAAACCACUACUACUCGUCCAAUUCAAACACAGUAUGUAAUAGAUUCAUCAUAAUCAUAUCCUCCAUAGCCAAUUCAUAAAUAAUACAUCAUUUAAGACCAACCCAUAUAAACUAUGUAGCCUACACUUUUACAGUAAUAAUAAUAAAUACUUCCCAAUGUGAAAAUAAUAUCCUGA
Messenger RNA from Paramecium tetraurelia, 1272 nucleotides. RefSeq lists its product as uncharacterized. Lineage: Eukaryota; Ciliophora; Oligohymenophorea; Peniculida; Parameciidae. The transcript is spliced from 2 exons. The record is from RefSeq and is a predicted model, not a curated record.